GCUGUGUGUAAAUUUGGGUAGACAUAGAAUGGUUUUUAUGUUCCUCGAAUAUUCUGUGUUAUAUUGUUCAAUAGAAGAUGGAUUCAAAACGAAUCCUAAUUAUAGGGAAGCCAAAAUCUGGUAAACUAACAUUUGUUAAAGCUUUGACGGGAACUUUACCUAGAGGAUUGAGCUUGACAUCAAGCGAAACAUCACAUGCUGGUUUGACGCAUGAAUAUACAUUGAGAAAUAAAUACUUUCAAAGAGAGGUUGGAAUAUGGAUUGACGAAUACACGGACUUGGAAGAAACACUGGAAGCAUAUGCUUCCCAGGAUGCUAAUGAAGUUAUGAAUGCCAUUAGUGUCAUCGUCUAUACAUUCCGCAGAUUUGAACCCCAAGAAUGGUCUUUGUGGAAUAAAUUUAGUGAAAAUCUGGAAAAUACUAUUCCCAUCAUUGGACUUCAUAUGGAUAGCUCAUCCAUGACGAGGCCUCCUGAGAGCUUAAACCCUGAGUAUGUAGUAUUGUCCCAGACGGGAAAGAAUGAGUUUGGAGAAAUGUUGGGUUUUGAUCGUGUUUUGGAUAUUUUCAAUUGUUGCGAAUGGGACCUCUAUCAUAAUGAGAAUACCUUAGAAGACACGGAAAAAGAAGCAUCCAAUACAGUGCCAUAUAGAGAUUCCUCGAUGUCUCUGAAUGAUUCAGAUUUGAAUUCUCUCGUUAAUCAAGCAAAACAGCUUCGAGCGUUAAAUUUAGAUGUGCAAGAAAGGAAAAAGCAGGCGAUGUCAAUCAUCAAUUCUUUAGUGGAUGAAGAAUUUCAAGAAUCAGAUCUAGAUUCAUGUUGACAAUUCGGCUCAUUAUAUCUCCAUUUUCGCUCCAUUUACCCAAAAAUAGAAAUAUAUAUAUAUAUAUAUAUAACGAGAGUAAACAAAUAAAUAUUAACAUAAAACC
Messenger RNA from Schizosaccharomyces cryophilus OY26, 924 nucleotides. RefSeq names its product recombination protein Irc6. Gene Ontology annotation, biological process: vesicle-mediated transport. Lineage: Eukaryota; Fungi; Ascomycota; Schizosaccharomycetes; Schizosaccharomycetales; Schizosaccharomycetaceae. Gene Ontology annotation, molecular function: protein-macromolecule adaptor activity. The coding region runs from base 78 to 818 and encodes 246 amino acids. The transcript has 5 exons. The record is from RefSeq and is a predicted model, not a curated record.